AUGAACAGCAUCCUUAUAACCGGUUGCAACCGUGGUCUCGGACUGGGACUGGUCAAGGUGCUUGUUGGUUUACCGGCCCCACAACCGACCCACAUCAUAGCGACGUAUCGCGAUCCACUGAAAUCACAGGAUUUGCUAGAGCUUGCCAAACAACACUCCAAUAUUGUGCCAUUGCAAUUUGAUGUGAAAAACUUUGAUCUCUACGACCAGUUCGCAAAGGAUGUCGAUGCGCUGUUGCAGGGGGCUGGUUUGAACGUCCUGUUCAACAACGCCGGAAUCUCGCCCAAAUCGACCCGAUUGAACUUUACCAAGCAGGAAGAUCUGGUGGACACGUUCGUCACUAACACGGUCGCACCGAUCAUGAUGACGAAAGCGUUCGUGCCUCUGUUGAAGAAGGCAUCCGAGUGCAACCCAACUGCAUCGGUCGGUCCGCAGCGUGCCUGCAUCGUGAACAUGAGUUCGAUUCUUGGCUCGAUCGAAGCCAACCGCGAGGGUGGACUGUACGGAUACCGGACGUCGAAGGCCGCCCUCAACGCAGCGACCAAAUCGAUGGCAUUGGAUCUGAAGGGUAACCAGAUAAUGGCGGUCGCACUCCAUCCGGGUUGGGUGCAAACGGAUAUGGGUGGAUCGAAGGCACCGUUAACGGUGGAGGAGAGUUGCACCGCCAUGGUGCGCACCGUACUCGCCCUGAACGAAUCACACAAUGGAGGAUUUUUGCAGUACGAUGGAAAACCGCUGCCAUGGUAG
Molecule: messenger RNA, 747 nt
Organism: Anopheles marshallii
Lineage: Eukaryota; Metazoa; Arthropoda; Insecta; Diptera; Culicidae
Gene: sni
Product: C-factor
Exons: 3
Coding region: 1-747 (248 amino acids)
Source: RefSeq, a predicted model, not a curated record